Molecule: messenger RNA, 1175 nt
Organism: Stylophora pistillata
Lineage: Eukaryota; Metazoa; Cnidaria; Anthozoa; Scleractinia; Pocilloporidae
Product: splicing factor 3B subunit 4
Biological process (GO): positive regulation of mRNA splicing, via spliceosome
Cellular component (GO): precatalytic spliceosome; nucleolus; U2 snRNP
Molecular function (GO): RNA binding
Source: RefSeq, a predicted model, not a curated record
GUGAUAAUUUCAGCAUGGCGGCCGGACCGAUAGCCGAGCGUAAUCAAGAUGCCACUAUUUAUGUCGGUGGAUUAGAUGAAAAAGUUGCAGAGACCCUUCUGUGGGAACUGUUUCUUCAAGCUGGACCAGUUGUGAAUGUUCACAUGCCUAAAGAUCGUAUCACCCAGCUCCAUCAAGGUUAUGGGUUUAUUGAAUUCCUUGGUGAAGAGGAUGCAGAUUAUGCUAUCAAAGUGAUGAACAUGAUAAAAGUAUAUGGCAAGCCAAUUAGAGUGAACAAGGCAUCAGCACACAAUAAGAACCUUGAUGUGGGUGCCAACAUUUUUAUUGGCAAUCUUGAUCCAGAGAUUGAUGAGAAACUGUUGUAUGACACAUUCAGUGCUUUUGGAGUUAUUCUUCAAACCCCUAAGAUUAUGCGGGAUCCCGAGACUGGUAACUCCAAGGGCUUUGCAUUCAUCAACUUUGCAAGUUUUGAAGCAUCUGAUGCUGCUAUGGAAGCAAUGAAUGGGCAGUACUUGUGCAAUCGACCAAUCACAAUUUCUUAUGCCUUUAAGAAGGAAUCAAAGGGUGAAAGGCAUGGGUCUGCAGCAGAGCGUCUAUUGGCAGCACAGAAUCCUCUGGCACAAGCUGACAGACCUCAUCAGCUGUUUGCAGAUGCACCUCCGACUCCUGCUGCUGCUUCUGUAGCACCACCAGCAGUUACCUCAAUCAUGCCUCCGGCAGUCAUGGCAGUACCUCCCCCUUCUUCUAUGCCAAAUAUGCCCAACAUGCCUCCAGGUGCACCACCAAUGCCACCUGUUCCACCUGGAAUGCCUCCCCCUGGUAUGCCUCCCCCAGGCAUGAUGCCACCUGGCUUCCCACCACCAGGAAUGUUCCCUCCAAGAAUGCCUGGCAUGCCUAUGAUGCCCGGACAUCCUGACCAACUACCACCCCCACCCCCACCUGGUGCGCUCGGCCCACCGGGCCAAAUGCCACCUCGACCCCCUCCAAUGGAGGGAGGUCAGUUUAUGCCACCUGUGCCACCAAAUAUGCCACCACCACCUCAGGUCAGUAUGAUGUACGGAUAUUCUGUCAGUGUCUGGUUUUUCAGGCGACACAAUGGUUUGAUAGCUUCUUCACGUUACUCUGGAUCAUUAAUUGCUGACCAUGAUUAUUUCUUGUAAGCAUUGCCAAGUUUU